This is a messenger RNA of Alosa sapidissima (American shad), 5052 nucleotides long. RefSeq names its product cerebellar degeneration-related protein 2-like. Lineage: Eukaryota; Metazoa; Chordata; Actinopteri; Clupeiformes; Clupeidae. Bases 291 to 1802 code for a protein of 503 amino acids. The record is from RefSeq and is a predicted model, not a curated record. The transcript is spliced from 5 exons.
AAUCGUUGAUGUUGCUUCUUAUAAUAUCCUAGAAGCAUGCAAUAGGGCGUGUUAAAAGGAACCGUUGAAGAAUUGAAGAGGUCUUUUGAUGAGAGCAAGCGUAUGACAACUUGGGAUAGACUCAGAUGGUGCUGCGGCGCUAUCCCCUCUGCGUGCAGAACGAAAGCACUCCCCUUCGCCAGUGUGAUUCCUGCACCAAAGAUCCUCCUCUCCUCCGCCGUGUAGCUAGCGGCCGGGCGGACUGCGUUCAUGUGCGGGAGUGACUGUGUGGCCGUCUGAUAGCCUCUCCAAUGCUAGGAGCCGACAGGAUGGAAGAAUUCGUAACCGAGGAAGAGGAGCCAUGGUACGACCAGCAGGAUCUGGAACAGGACCUGCACCUGGCUGCUGAGCUUGGGAAGACUCUGUUGGAGAGGAACAAGGAGCUGGAGGAUUCCCUUCAGCAGCUCUACAUCACCAACGAGGAGCAGGUGCAGGAGAUUGAGUACCUGUCCAAGCAGCUGGAUAUGCUGCGGGACAUGAAUGAGCAGCAUGCUAAGGUCUAUGAGCAGCUGGACGUCACGGCCAGGGAGCUGGAGAAGACCAAUCACAACCUGGUGCUGGAGAGCAAGGCCUCGCAGCAGAAGAUUGAGAGGUUGACCGGUACCAUUGAGUUGCUGCAGGGCCAGGUGGAGAGCCUGACGGCGCAGGUGGACGAGCUACGCUCCCUGGAGCAGCUAAGGGUCCGCCGGGAGAAACGGGAACGCCGGAAGACCAUCCACUCAUUCCCUUGCCUGCGGGAACUCUGCACUGCUCCCAGGUAUGAGGACGGCUUCGUGGUGGGUAGCGUGGAGAGCCUGGCGCAGGACGACGUGGCACGGCGUCCGGCGGAGGCGGUGGAGAACGAGCGUCUGCGCGACGCGGCGUCGUCCCUGCGGUCAGCGAUCCGCGCGGAGCGCGCCCGGCGUGAGGGCGCUGAACGGGAGUGCGAGGCCGCGCUGCAGGAGUUCGGCCGCUUGGAGGAGCGUCUGCACGCGGCCGAGGGCUGCAGCCUGCGCGUGCGCGAGCUGGAGACCGAGCUGCGCGAGCUGCAGACGCUCCGGCGCACGCGCUUCCUGCUGCUCGGGGGGGACGACGGCGGGGGCGAUGGCGGACUCGCCCAGACGCUGCUCAGCCACGCCCCUGAGACCGACACCCCCGCUGACCGGCGCGGCGACGCCGGCGCGUACGAGGAGCAGGACGCCGUGUUCGAGGACCGCGCGGAGCUGCCCAACUCCAGCCCGGUGCGCAAGAGCUGCAGCGACACGGCCCUGGACGCCAUGGUGUCGCGGGACGCCUCGGGCCGCCGCAGGGGCAGCUACGCGCUCCACGCCAACAGCGUGCGCCGCCGCGGCAUGUCCAUCCUGCGCGAGGUGGACGAGCAGUACCACGCGCUGCUGGAGAAGUACGAGGAGCUGCUGGGCAAGUGCCGGCGCCACGAGGAGAGCCUCCGCCACACCGCUGUCCAGACCUCGCGCCCCGUCUCACGCGACCCCUCCGUCAAGGACGGCUACGUGGGCCCCCACGUCCACACGCACCUGCCCCCACCCUCCACCUCCACCUCCUCCUCCUCCACCACCACCACCACCACCGCCGCACCUCCAGAGGGGGGCGCUAAGGCCACAGAUGGCCCUGGGGGUCACGCGCGUGGUCAGAACACGCCCGAGUACAAGGCGCUGUUCAAGGAGAUCUUCUCCCGCAUACAGAAGACCAAGACCGACAUCAAGUCCACCAAGAAGUCCGGCAAGUCGGGCAAAACGGGCAAGUCCAGCAAGUCCAACAAAUGAGGUUUUAGAGAAAGGGCUGGUCAGUAGGAUGAUAAGAUAGUUUGGGACCCUGUGUCUCCCCAAAGGGCUGGUCAGUAGGAUGAUAAGAUAGUUUGGGACCCUGUGUCUCCCCAAAGGUAAGAAGAGAGACUCACUUGAUUAAUGGCUUGCUGUCGGUGCCGGGAGAUGAGCCAGCGCUCUGUGACUCCUUGAGUAGCCACCUGUGGAAUGACAGGUAGUCGAUCGCAGGUACCACCACACCUGUGCUGAGGUGAAACAGCCUGCAGGUGUCCUAUUAUUAAGUCAUCCUCUAAUGGGCUCCACCUCAGGGACUCAUCUCUCCACAGCGAAAAAAACAGCUUAUGAAAAGACUAUUAAAGCUAUGACAACUUUUACAAACUUAAAUGAAUUAAGGGAAUUAAAGGAGUGGUCUUUCAGUCAAAUUUACGGCAGACUCUAGGCGGACUCACUCAAGACAGACACACACUCCUACGUGAAGUAAUUCGGUGGUUAUAAGUGACACAUUCAAAAGUGUCAACUUGUUAUUCAGCAGGAAAGUUAACAUGCUUGGGAGGGAACUGAAGAUGAAUGUGUAAUUUGGCCAUGAUGCAAAGACAUUAGAUUUGCUGAAGAUUUCUCAUUACUUUGACAGCUGAUAUAUACCGGUACAUCAUUUACAUAUUUGGUUAACCUCUGAAAUGACCUAUGAAAAUAUGUAACUUGGGGAUUUGAAAUGUAGAUUACCCAAGCACAGUUUCUGUUUGGUUCGUAACCAAGCAAAACUGUACUGGAAUUGAGUUCCCUGGCUCAGAACUCUAUUUGACUGGAGUCAAGCAUUUGAAAUCAUUUAUUAUUCAAAGUAACAAACAAAAUGGCCAACUGUAGGCAUAACUGAUCAUCUUUGCCUUUGCAUACAUGACUACGUGGAACAUGAACUUAAACCUUAAACUAAGGUGACUUAGUAACCUUUACUGAUACACGGCAUUACUAAGGUGACUUAGUAACCUUUAAAAACAAAAUGGGCCUUCCAGUCUGUGAGACACCUUUCUGCGUUGGCAUUUUUCCGUUGAGCCGUGAUUGAGCUGAAUUCCAGCCUAUACGUGCUCUAUUUCGCUCGGCUGUGCUCUGACUGCCCUCAAGGGUCCGCCUCAGCCUCACACGCAUGCAAAUCCUCCUGAUGUGCUCGUCAGCAGAACGUGCAGGUCAACAAACAGUAGACUUACAACUUUCUUAGAGGCAGAAGUUCAUGCCACAGUAUAAGGGACAGAUAACAGCUUAAGAAUUGUAUUAUCGGCGUCGGCAGAUAUGAACAUUCCUGGCAGAUGAAUCGGCAAGACUAUUAUCGACACAACCUAUUUGGGUGUCAAGGAUCAUAACAUCAUGUGAAGCAUCAUACAAGAUCUGUUCAAAUAGUUUGAAAUCUCCAUUUUUAUGAGUCUUAAGACCAAUGUGUUCAUUGUAGUGCAGGAGAGACCCUUAAAGGAAAUAAAAAAAAGAUUUAUAUAAAUAAAUUGGUAUCGGCUUUGCUAACUAGCCUAAAUGAGUUAGAAAAGGUCAACAUAUCGAAUAUCAGCAGAAAUAUCGAUAUCGUUGUCCAUAUCCAUAUUGAUAUUGAUAUCCAACAUUGUGCAUCCCUAACUUUUAGGGUCACCCUGCAACCCCCCACCCCCACCCCCACCCCCCCCACCCCCCCCCCACACACACACACACACAAUGCAGUGGCUCGGCUGUAUCUAAAAUAGUGAGAGAUGUAGCCGGGAAUUAAUGCCAACCUGUGGUGUUACAACCGCACGUACAUCCACCCUGUUCUGUGGAGGAAGUGGAAUAUAAUAUACGAAGAAUUUGAAAGUAAUAGGAAUAAAAGGGAGUGUGAUGUGUAUUAUAUUAAGACCUUUAGAUAUCACAGAUGAAGAAAAUGAUCUGCAUCACUAAAGAGAUAAAUAGCGAUUUAUAAGAAGUGUGUUGAUUACGGGUGUAGGCCUUGCCAAAAAACAUUCCAAGCCUUUUGCAUAUCUUUUGUUUUUGUUAUAUCAUGUAGCUUAGUGUGUUUACUAAAUGGAGUUGUGUUGUUUUUACUCAUGCAUGGGUUUCUGUGUCUCUUAAGUUUUCUGUAAAAGAUGAGAACACACGAUGAGAGCAAAAAUUCCCACCAGAGUUCCAUAGCCUGAUGUAUUGUGCCAUAGAAUCACAGGGAAAUAAAUACAAACACACAAAUAAAAAUGUUAUAACCUGCUUAAAGCUGCUUCAAGAAUGCCUUCAGGAUGCCAUAGAGGGAUUGGACAAACACUGAUUUCCUCUUACGUGGGAUACUUGUGCCAAUUUCUUUGCUGCAAAGCAGAUAUCCAUUAGACUCAUGCGGCAUGCAGACAUUGAUACCAAAGCAUAACCCCUUCUAUAGUAUCUGAAGAGAGACUAUUUUGUGUCCAUUUUUCAUCCAUGCUCAGCUACAGUAAACAGGCUAAUAUCAUAUUAUAAAAACUCACAAAAUUUCAGAGUAUCGUACAACUGGGUUCUGAUCUAACUUUGUCUUCUCUCAGUUUUCUCUCAAAUUAGACUCAGUUACAUUUAUGUUUCAUUCCAGGAAUAUCAUUUUUAGGUAGCGGAUGAUGUUAUGGGUGGGGUUUGAUUUAUAAUGAGUUUUGAUGACGGAUUGAAAUCUGUGUCAUCCAAUUCCAGCACCGUGGUGUAUGCGUUUGUGUGUAUGUAUGUAUGUGGAUGUAUGUAUGUAUGUAUGUGGAUGUAUGUAUGUAUUUUGGUCAUUACUCCAGACCCUCUCCCAUUUGCACUUGUAAGAGAGCUGUGAGCCUUGUGUAAUCAUGUACUAAAGCAUUUAUUUACAUAACUCUAUGGUGCCUAUGUCAUAUCAUAUCAGUGUACACAAUGCUUCUUUUCCUCCUGCUUAUUGCUUUAUUGGGCUUUUUAGUGUGCAAAGCAAAUAUAAUAGCCUAGUCCCUUUCCUCCGCAUCCCCCCUCUGUAAGAAAAACUGAAGCCGUGCAUUCUUAAAAUGUACUGUACUGCUUUCGAAUCUAAACACGCUUUUAUGAAAAUACGACUCUCUGACGAUGACAAACACUUCGGAUGUAGCCUACUCAACUUUGUCCAAUGGUGAAUAUUGGGAAGAUAUGAAGUUAUAUAUUAAGUUAUAUUUGAUGUGAAAUGAUGACAGCUUGGCUCGUCAGGGUCAGCAAGUGUGACUUAAAACGACUCUGCAAAGCUCAAUGUAUCUGAUUUAAUCACUCUGUUUUGCUCUUUAUACAAUUAAAGCAUUGA